This is a messenger RNA of Chlorocebus sabaeus (green monkey), 6090 nucleotides long. Lineage: Eukaryota; Metazoa; Chordata; Mammalia; Primates; Cercopithecidae. The record is from RefSeq and is a predicted model, not a curated record.
CGGGGCGGUGCCGGGACAGGAAGCGGAAAGCAGCAGUGCAGCGGCGGCGGCGGGGCUCUGCCUCUCCAGGAGCCCAGCGCAGGCCGCAGAGCCGGGGCCGCUGUGAGCCGAGACCGCGGGCCGCGGAGCCCGGGCGGCCAGCGCGGAGAAUUUGUUCCUGUUGAAGAGUGCCUGCUCGUCUAAUUUCCAGACUCCUUGAGGUUUUAGGAGUCUGGUAGGUGAAAUUCUCUACCUCUAAGGAGAAACAGUACCUGCUCCUUCCUUCCUCAAGGGCAAGUCCUCCAUUGCUAUGGAUACCGAAUCCACUUAUUCUGGAUAUUCUUACUAUUCAAGUCAUUCGAAAAAAUCUCACAGACAAGGGGAGAGAACUAGAGAGAGACAUAAGUCACCCCGGAAUAAAGAUGGCAGAGGGUCAGAAAAAUCUGUCACCAUUCAACCUCCCACUGGAGAGCCCCUGUUGGGAAAUGAUUCUGCUCGGACAGAGGAAGUUCAGGAUGACAACUGGGGAGAGACCACCACGGCCAUCACAGGCACCUCAGAGCACAGCAUAUCCCAAGAGGACAUUGCCAGGAUCAGCAAGGACAUGGAGGACAGCGUGGGGCUGGAUUGCAAACGCUACCUGGGCCUCACCGUCGCCUCCUUUCUUGGACUUCUAGUUUUCCUCACCCCUAUCGCCUUCAUCCUUUUACCUCCGAUCCUGUGGAGGGAUGAGCUGGAGCCUUGUGGCACAAUUUGUGAGGGGCUCUUUAUCUCCGUGGCAUUCAAACUCCUCAUUCUGCUCAUAGGGACCUGGGCACUUUUCUUCCGCAAGCGGAGAGCUGACAUGCCACGGGUGUUUGUGUUUCGUGCCCUUUUGUUGGUCCUCAUCUUUCUCUUUGUGGUUUCCUAUUGGCUUUUUUAUGGGGUCCGCAUUUUGGACUCUCGGGACCGGAAUUACCAGGGCAUUGUGCAAUAUGCAGUCUCCCUCGUGGAUGCCCUCCUCUUCAUCCAUUACCUGGCCAUCGUCCUGCUGGAGCUUAGGCAGCUGCAGCCCAUGUUCACACUGCAGGUGGUCCGCUCCACUGACGGCGAGUCCCGCUUCUACAGCCUGGGACACCUGAGGCUGCCUCCUGCCAGCGGCCACAGCUGGGAUGGCUUCCCUCGCAACGGCGUCUGCCCACAGCCUUGCGCCGAGGCCCAGAGGACUCACAGGGAAGGGAGCUGGCAAAGCUUGAAUUUCAAAGCAAAAGCCAGGCAUGCUUUCCAGCCUUCAAAUAUUGGUUCAGAGAAUUCGGCUGCUGAAAAUUCUGUGUACCUGAGGCACCAGCAGGCCCGGGACUCGAGUGAAUCCAGGUGGCCCGAGGAAGAGCCUUCCCGCGGGCCUCAGCCGCCACACAGAGCCUCUGAUCUGUUUCCCUUUGCAGAGUGGGCAGGACAGAUCAGCGGGGCCUGGAGGAUUCGAAAAGGCUUCCUGAAAGAAGGCAGUCCUGCGUUGGCUUUGUGGUUCCUUCCAUAUUUGGAGGGUGGAGAGGAAUCGAGGCAGGAGGAAUGCUGGGCGCUGACAGUGGUGGAAGGAACGGCUGCUCCCUGCGUCCUGGCCUCCUGGGGCUAUGACCGAGGCCAUGGCGUAGUGGUGGUUGGAGAUGUCAGCACGUACACGUUACACAAGAGGCAUAGUAUUCCCCAGAAAGCCCAACUUGGAGGACUGCCCUUAAAACGAGCUGUUUCUUCCCUAAUAGCCUUUCUCCUCUGCUUCCAGGCCUUCCUAGAACGGUACCUCAUUGCGGGCCCCACCCUGCAGUAUGACAAGGACCGCUGGCUCUCUACACAGUGGAGGCUUGUCAGUGACGAGGCUGUGACUAAUGGAUUACGGGAUGGAAUUGUGUUCGUCCUUAAGUGCUUGGACUUCAGCCUCGUAGUCAAUGUGAAGAAAAUUCCAUUCAUCAUACUCUCUGAAGAGUUCAUAGACCCCAAAUCUCACAAAUUUGUCCUUCGCUUACAGUCUGAGACAUCAGUUUAAAAGUUCUAUAUUUGUGGCUUUAUUAAAAAAAGAAGAAAAAUAUAUAGAGAGAUAUAUAUCUAUGCCAGAGGGGUGUCUUUUUUAAAAAAUUCUUCUUCAUUGCUGACUGAAACUGGCAGAUGAUUGACCAGUAUCCCUUGACCAUCUGCACUUUAUUUGGAAGGAAGCAGGGGUUGUCCACCCUGAAAAAAAGUGACUGAUGACAUCUGACUUUUGUCGAUGAGACUUCUCAAGAAGCCGUUCCCUGGAGCUUCUGUUACAGCUGUAAACCAAAGUGGAGCUGGUGCUUCUUGGGAGCCUCGCCUUACAACAACUAGUUCCUGCCUUUUGUCCAGUACCACGUCCCCCGUUGCUUCUGGUCAGCCCACUUGUAGACUUCCAGGGGACACAUCUUUAUUCUGUUUCAGGAAACCAGUCACGACACGUCCACAUAUGUAUUUGUGUAUGUUAAUGUCCAGUAUCACAUCACCCACGAAAGUCGUAGGCAGUUCAGGAGAUACCUGCCUUCGUCUUUGUUCUUUGUUGCCUUAGGUUCUUCAGAGAAAGAUCACAACAAAAAAAUGUGCACUGUCGUUUACAGCUAUUAAGUGGUUUGAUUUUGUUUUUUUCCCAAAGAGAAAACCUACACGCCCUGUUUCUGAUCCCACCCCUCUCCUGGCUUGAAGCAGGUAGCCCUUUCCCAGCCCUGCAGCUGCCCACCUGGCCUCCAUGCCGUCCUGCCCCCACCUGGCUGGCAGCCCUGGCUCUCCAUGUGUGCCCUCCAGCUCUUUGUGAAGACUCAAGUCAGUCCCAGUAUUGUUUCCAUAUUGAAGUGCGGGGUGCCCAGCAGGUAAAGCACAGGGAGAGCAGGCAGCGGAAAUGCCCCGUUUAGGCUGCAGCAGGAGCCCCACACUGCCCAGUUUUCCUCCCCACUGCUCUACACCAACCAGGGGAGACUAACACUGUGACUCUGGGAUUGGCAGGUGCAACUUGGAGCCACUUAAUUUCCUGGGGAGGUAAGUUCUCCCCGAGAUUAUAGCAAGCUGCCCUGCCAAGGGAGACCAAACCAUGCCAACCAUGCUGGCAACUGCUGCUCUCCGGUCCCUGUGUUUUCUGACCACAGUCACUGUGCAACUCAUCGCCUCUGCCACUCAGGACCAGGAAGGGGGCUGGUUUUUGCUCCCACUCUUAGUUGCUGAUAAAGUGGGGAGAAGGAAAAUGGACACUCUACAGAGUUUGGGGAAACAAGAGUAGGGAGCCCAUCUUCUUGUCCAGAAAGAUUCACCUGUGGUCUGUCUGUUAAACACAGCUGAUUUCAGUGGGCUUUCCUCUGGUCCUGGGGGAGCAGACACUGGGUUGUGGGCAGAGGAGCCAUCCUGGCGGAGCCCUGCUGCAGGGGAGCUCCUUCAGGAGCCCCAUCCGGACCUCUUGCACUGGGCUGCCUUUGCCUCCAUUUGCCUUCUUGUAUCUGCAACAAACCUUUGAAAGUGUUCACUCUUGUUUUUCCCAGUAUUUCGGGUAAUCAGCCACCUUGCUGUAGUACAGGAUGACUCUUUGUAUGUGUGCACACCCCCUUACUCCCUUACUGCUUCAUGCACUGCACAAGUGGUACAGUAUUUUGUGUCAUUGUAAAAAUCAAAAUUGGCUUUGGAUCUUUGUAAUACACCUGUACCUGAAAAAGUAAACAACAUUCUUCAAUCACCAGCCUUCAGCUUGAAAAGACAUGCUGGAGAAGAAGGAAGGGGGAGCCCAUAGGUGUGGCAGGGAGCCAAGAUGUACUAUUCAACUAUGUGGUUCUGUUUAUAAAAAACACAUACCAUGGAACCAUGGUGUUUUGUUCUUAGUUUUUGCUGUUAGAUCCCUUCAAACUGGAAGUUCCUUAUAAUGUCUUUCUCAGGAAAUAUUUUGGGAGAUGGGGAAAGGGAUGGCAAGUGUGAGAUGGGCUGUGUCAGAGGUUGCUACGUCAUGGAUACAGAGCAGUUCCAAGUGCCAUAAGUGUAUAUACAUAUAGUUAAUAAUGACACUGUUCAUCACCAUUCUAAAAUACUGUUCUUCCAACCCUAUCUUAAAUGACCAGUCCAGAAGGGGUUAAACUGGAUUCACUUGCUCUGGCAUGUGCAUUCCCAGCAGGGUGAAGAAAAGUUUAAAUUAAAGAAUUUAUUUUCUCUCUGCCCCUUCCUCUUUCUCCCAGUCUUUGCAUAGGAGAAUGUCAGACGUUCAGAAAUUACUGUUUCUAUUUUAAAUUGAGUAUUGAUUUUUUUACAUUGACUUUGUAUUGAGUUCUUUUUGAAAGAAUAACAAAAUAAAAUGCAGGAUCUUUGUAAAGCCUUUGCACUUUCAACCUCUUUAUAGCUUGAGUUACUGUUGCAGUGGGAACAAUGUAAAUGACAUUUAAAAGAUUUAAGGUUUCAGAAAGCUGCAUCCCACAAUUGAACACAAUGCGUUUUUAUUUCAAUUAUUGGAACUGGUAGGCUAUUCUUUUUAAAAGGGGAUAAACUUUGCCCUAAGGCUAGUAGAACAUACGUUCAUAUUAUAGGAGACAGGAUUUCAUUUGCCUUAAAUGUUUAUAUUUUUUACAAUUUUCAACCUACAUUAUUAAAAUUAGAGCAUUGAGUGUUAAAGAACUUAGUGAGGAGUCUAUGUCUGAGAUUGCUCUCUUCCCUGGUGAUGUUUUAACUGGUAGACAAUUUGUUUUUAAAUGUGUACUUUUGAAGAUAGGACAAUUUUUAUAGUCCAUGAACUGAAUGUUAAAAAGUUCUGUAUGCAUUCUCAGAGAGGAUUUUAAAGCUAUAUAGUUCAUCAAUCCUUUGCAUUAUCAAAAUGUUAAGUUAAAUGCGUAAUACUUUGGCUAGAAUUCAUAAAGUAAGCCCUAGAGAAAAUACUUGACCACCAAUUUUUUGCCCAACUCUCAUCACCUCCCUUUCCCCACCCCCGCCUCUGUUCUUCCCUUUUGACAUCUACAUAGAAGACAAGUUCUUUAUAGCAAAUGGUAAGAGGCAGGUGACCUGGUGUGUUUGCUGUGUUGUAGUACAUUGCCUGGGGCUUGGGACUCCUUUUUUAAUGGAGAGACUGGCUGUGCAGGUGUGUGUUGGAUAGGGAUGAAGUGCUCACCCCUCCCCUCUCUUCAAUAGUUGGGGUAGAUUUCUCUCCCAUUUUGCCUCUCAUAAUCACUUUCGAGUGCAUGUAUUUACCUAAGGGCUGUAGCUCUGUGGGAUGCUACCAGCAUAUUGGACUGACAGAAAUUGAUUACCUUGCCACUCCAACCCACGUACUGAGUGAAUGUUCUAGCCACUCAGUGAAACCAACAAAAGUGAGUCCUUGGUUUACCUUCCAAUCUGGGCCCUGCUGUGUAAGUAUCCCUAGGUAGGAAUGCAUAUUUGUUUGUGCGUUUUUAUUUCCAUAUACAUGAGCAUUUCUCUGAGUGUAUUACCCCAUGGAUAGCACAUUCACAUGUCAGACAUCUUAACGUGUGUUAUCUGUAGCAGAUAGGUGCAUAGCUCAGCAGGUACGUGUGAAUGUGUAGAUAGCUGAGUGUGUGAGGGUGUCUGUGUUUCUGCAGUCCCCUGUGUUUGAGAGAUUACCUAAUAACCCUGUGUUUUGGGAGGUCACUCUAAACCAGUGACUUUUCCCUCCCCUGCUUUAUUCCUUUCCCUCACUGACACUGGCUUCUCCCCCUAGAGUAAAUGGCUUUAGCACAGCACUGUCUUCUGGGGAGCCUGCUGUCCUGCAGGCAAGUCCAUUAAACUCUUUCUUGCUUUAGGACUCUGAAAACAACAAGAAACAAACAAAGAAAGGUCAAGAUCUAAGAAAAUUACUGCACAAACUUCGCUACCCUGGAAGCCUUACUAGAUAUUUCUUAAGGUAACUUAAAAACUGGGCUUUAUUUUUAAAAAGUGAUAGGUUAGUUAAAGUAGCACAGAAAUGUUAGCAUAUUUAUUUAAAUAGUCCUGCAGCAGAGACCCUGCGAUUGUAAAGUGAUUUAAGUAUUUCUGGGUAGUGUUUGUGAUUUAUGGAUUUGUUACCAAAAAACAAAAAAAAAUCACUACUGUGAAUUUACUACUAUGUAAACUUGUGGUCAUAUAUCAUUAUAAAUAAAAUAAGAAUUGCUCUUC